CGCUACUCCGCUAACUUCUGUGCGGUCAGCCAACCGAAGCAUGAGGUCUUUUUUGGGUUGUGUGUAUGUAUUUCACCAUCGUUUAACGGUAAACUGGUGAAAAUGUGGCGUCGUAUGUGAAGCGAUGGUCGGUAUUUACGACUCCGUUUCAUAACCGUAAGCCGCGGAACUCUCCUCUCUUCUGCCUCACCUCCUCCGACAGUGAAACACCGCUAGCUACGAUGUGACUGCGAAGACCCGCCGCCGUCAAAAGGGAAGUUAUAAUUGGCUUUAUCGUAGCCGACUACAACACGCGUGUCUGCUCUCGUGUAACGCAUGAACGGACAUUUAAUUUUUCUUUUUUUCUGCCCCCGAUUCACGAUUGAGCUCCGCGGUCGGAAAGAACCGCUGUGUUUUGUCGCGGCGGCGGAAAUAACCGAAGAAAGACGCAUCCUCAGCACUCGGUAGUUCCUCAUAAAGCGACAAAAACAUGUCUUUCUUCAAUUUCCGCAAGAUAUUCAAGUUGGGGCCCGACAAGAAGAAGAAGCAGUAUGAACAUGUGCACAGAGACGUCAACCCGGAGGAAAUAUGGGACAUUAUCGGGGAGCUGGGAGAUGGGGCGUUUGGGAAAGUGUAUAAGGCUCAGAACAAGCAGAACGGGACUCUCGCCGCUGCCAAGGUGAUUGACACGAAGACAGAGGAUGAGCUGGAGGACUACAUGGUGGAGAUUGAGAUUCUGGCCUCCUGCGACCACCAUCACAUCGUCAAACUGCUGGACGCCUUUUAUUUUGAAGGCAAACUUUGGAUACUGAUAGAGUUCUGCGCGGGUGGUGCGGUGGAUGCCAUCAUGCUGGAACUGGAGAGGCCCCUAACGGAGCCCCAGAUCCGUGUGGUGUGUAAGCAGACCUUGGACGCCUUGUGUUACCUCCACGAGAACAAGGUCAUCCACAGAGACUUGAAAGCUGGUAAUAUUCUCCUCUCCUUGGAUGGAGAGGUGAAACUAGCUGACUUUGGGGUGUCUGCUAAAAAUACCAAGACGUUACAGAGAAGAGAUUCUUUCAUCGGCACUCCGUACUGGAUGGCUCCGGAGGUAGUAAUGUGCGAAACGUCCAAGGACCGUCCGUACGACUACAAGGCCGAUAUCUGGUCCCUCGGGGUGACGCUGAUAGAGCUGGCAGAGGUUGAGCCACCCAACCACGAGAUGAAUCCCAUGAGAGUGCUGCUGAAAAUAGCCAAGUCCGAGCCGCCCACGCUCAUGCAUCCCUCUCGCUGGUCACCAGAGUUUAAAGACUUCCUGCGGAAAGCACUUGAUAAGAAUGUGGACAAUAGAUGGAGCACGGUACAGCUUCUACAGCAUCCCUUUGUCACCAGUGUAACUGAUUGUAAACCUCUCAGAGAGCUCAUAGCUGAGGCCAAAGCUGAAGUCACAGAGGAGAUUGAGGAAAGCAAAGAGGAAGAGGAGGAAGAAGAAACGCCUGAUACGCCUGUGGCUGUUCCUGGACACAAGCGAGCGCCAUCAGAUGUCAGUGUUGCCAGCUCAGAGGAUGACAAAGCCCCACAAACUCCCUCUACACUGGAAUCUGUUACAGAAAAGACAGAGGCAGAACCUGCCGUGGACCAAACCAGCGAUAAGCUCUCAGAUGAAGGACUUGGAACAAGUGAGGUAGACAAAACCGAGGAGGAGAAACUCAAUGAAGUGUCUGACGCCAGUAAUGAAGACCUGGCUUCUGGCGUAGUCGAGCCCACAAAGGAUCAAGUCUCACAAGAUCUUCCUGAGGAUAAACCAGAAGAUAGUCAAGGUGAAGAGGUUCCUACUGAGCCUGAAGCAGCACGACCUGAAGAACCCACAGAUAUCAAAGAUGUUGACACAGAAGAUCAAGAAAAGGAAAAGGAGAAGGAGACGCCUGCAGAGGAAACAGAGGAUAAACCUCCUCAAGUCACGGCAGAAGAAGAAGAGGUACUGAAGCCUGAAGAUGUAAAAGAAGAAGAAGAAGCAGGCACAGAAGAAUCUGGGAAAUUACAAGAGCAACCAGAAGAUGCACUAGAGAAACCAGAACCUGUAUCGGAAGAUGUGGCUCAAGUAGAGGAAGAAAGCAAAGAAACAAGUGAGGAGACUCCUAAGCACAAAGAAACAGAGGACAAAAUAGAAGAUGCAGUUAAUGAUGCUGAUGUAAAUGGACACGCAGAGAAUAUAGAAUCUAAUGUGAAGGGCACAAGCAUAAAUGGAGAGACUGACACAAAGUCAGGCGUGGAGGACUCCUCCACUGGCAUUUUGCUGGAAGAGACCAAAGAAACCGAGCCAGAGAAAAAGCCUGAAGAGGAGGUACCUGAGGAGACAGAGCAGCCUGAACAAGAGAGUGAGAGUGAGAGGGAACAGAAGGUGGAACUGGAGAAGGAGGCACCGGCUGAAUCCAUAAUUGGGGUCAGUGAUGAAAUCAAAGACAUCUCUGAAGGUUCUCAAGAAGUGGCACCAUCUGAAGACAUCCCUGUGAAGAAGGAAGAGGAAAAAGCUGCCCGCGCUGAUGAGAGCAUUUCCCAAGAUGCUGUGUCUGUUCCUGGGAGUGAAACAGACUCAGAAACCAAGGUGGAACCAGGAAGUCCAGCUGUGAGCAAACCAGAUGUGGAGAAGGACUCGGACUCUGGAAGCAGCUCAGCCGCCGAUAACAACAGCCUUGACCUGAACCUGUCCAUCUCCAGCUUCCUGUCCAAGACCAAAGAAGGGGGCUCCAUUUCUAUGCAGGAGUCAAGACGUCAGAAGAAGACGCUGAAGAAGACGCGUAAGUUCAUGGUGGACGGUGUGGAGGUCAGCGUGACGACAUCAAAGAUAGUGACGGAUAAUGACACCAAGAGCGAGGAGAUGAGGUUCCUCAGGCGGCAGGAGUUAAGAGAGUUGCGCCUCCUGCAGAAAGAGGAGCACAGGGCCCAGCAGCUGCUGAGCAACAAGCUGCAGCAGCAGAGAGAGCAGAUCUACAGACGCUUUGAACAGGAAACUACUGCUAAGAAGCGACAAUAUGACCAAGAGGUGGAAAAUCUGGAGAAGAAGCAGAAGCAGACCAUUGAGCGACUGGAGCAGGAUCACACCAGCCGACUCCGAGACGAAGCCAAGCGCAUCAAAGCGGACCAGGACAAGGAACUGUCCAAAUUCCAAAACAUGCUGAAGAACCGCAAGAAAGAGGUCAAACAGGAAGUCGGACAGUCACCCAAACACAUGAGAAAAGACCUCUUGAAACGCUUAAAGGAGGAUCUAUCGCUCCUCAAGACUGCAGAGGCAGUGGCCCAGGUUAUGAUUCAGUCUUUUCAGUUGUCCUCAUGUGCACUCUUCAACGCUCAGAUGCAGGAUGAGCAGGAGUUCCUGCAGAAGCAGCAACAAGACCUGGAUGGAGCUUUGAAGAAAAUCAUCCAGCAGCAUAAACUGGAAAUAGCCACUAUAGAGAGAGACUGCCUCAACCACAAGCAGCAGCUGAUGAGAGCUCGAGAGGCAGCCAUGUGGGAGUUAGAGGAGCGCCACCUGCAGGAGAAGCACCAGCAGCUGAAGCAGCAGCUUAAAGACCAGUACUUCCUGCAGAGACACCAGCUGCUGAAGAGGCACGAGAAAGAGAUGGAGCAGAUGCAUCGCUACAACCAGCGGCUGAUCGAGGAGAUGAAGAACAAACAGACUCAAGAGAGGGUUCGUCUGCCCAAGAUCCAGCGCAGUGAUGCUAAGACCCGCAUGGCCAUGUUCAAGAAGAGCCUCCGCAUCUCGGUCACUGCUGUUGUCACACCAGAGCAGGAGAGAGAUCGGAUUAAACAGUUUGGUGCUCAGGAAGAAAAGAGGCAGAAGAACGAGAGGCUCCAUCAGCACCAGAAACACGAGAACCAGAUGAGAGACCUGCAGCUGCAGUGUGACUCCAACAUCAGGGAGCUGCAGCAGCUACAGAAUGAGAAAUGCCACCUUCUGAUUGAACACGAGACCCAGAAGCUGAAGGAGCUGGAUGAAGAGCACAGCCAAGAAAUAAAGGAGUGGAGAGAGAAGCUGAGGCCCAGGAAGAAGGCGUUAGAGGAGGAGUUCAUGCGGAAGCUCCAGGAGCAAGAGGUCUUCUUCAAGAUGAGCGGUGAAUCUGAAUGCCUUAACCCCACCACACAGAGUCGAGUGUCCAAAUUUUAUCCCAUACCAAACCUGAACAACGCCGGUUUAUAGCCUCACGUCCGUCUGUGCUGUUAAAUUUCAAUCUCCUCGGUCAAACUAGGCUGCGUUCACAGACUCUUCCUGGUGGAUCAACACAAUUUCUCCAACCGCUUAGCGUUUUUUAAAAAAUAGUAAUAAAAUGGUCUUUCCUUCUUUGGCUCCACCACGAGCAAGCAUGACGUGCCUACACUCGCACUUAUUUCAUUUCUCUUGGUUUGUUCAGAGAAAUUGUCCCGAUGGAUAAUAUGCACUUUUUUGAGCAUGUUGGAAAAUUUAAAAGUCUGCGUUUGGUAGCAAAAGUCAGUGCUACUUAUCACUUAUGACUGUAAGCACAGCCUGCUACUAUAUGGACCAUCUCCAGUGCCUCAUAUAUUAUAUUAUUGUUUUUCUGCAUCCAGGCACUCCUCUGUUUUUACAACUCCCACUGAAAAUAGGUUAGGGUUAGGCCAAAUCCAUACUAAUCUGUUUUCUUUUAAAAUUUGUUUUUCAUUACCCUGGUGUUUUAUAGUAAAAGUUUAAAAUCACUGCUGCAUUUUUAGUGUAGAUGGAUAGAUACAGAUCAAAUUUACCAGAUAUAUCUGUCUUUCUAAUGUAGACGCCCACUAACGGUUAUUUUCAUAAUCAUCUUCUGAAAAAGAGCAAAAAAUGUGGAUUUGUUUCGCUAACUUGAAAUGAAAGGAACUAAAAUGAAUCAGUUUUAAUGAUUUCUGUGUUAAAUGGAGAAAAGAAACUAGAAAAUAUUCACAUUUACAAAGUUAAACAUUAUCAAAAUAGUUGACAAUUAAGUAAUCGUUUGGUCGUUAUUAACAUUGAUUAGUGAUUAAUUUCAUAUCAUGGGUUCUUGUGAAAUCUUCUUAAAAAUCACCCUAAAUGGACUUUGAAAGUGCUUGAAUUGUGUGCAAGAAAGAAGUUCUUAGGCUUAGCUAUGUCAGUCCUUGAAAUUUAUGGAACUGGUCCUGGAAAGCCCUUGAAAAAUCCUUGAAUUUUAUAUCAACUAAGGUGUGGGAACCCUGUUUUUAAAUGAAAACACAGUAGUAUGGAUGUGGACUUGGUGCACCUAAAUAACAUCUAAUUAUUAGUACCCAUAGUAAUAAUAAUAACCACAAAAUGGAGAUAACUUUUCAUAAUUUCAUAUUAGCUGGUGAUAAAAACAACCCUGAGGUUUUUGCUUUGCAGUUUGGAGGUCGAGCUGUUUCCUCACUGUGUCAUCGAACUUUGUCCGUUUGUUGCCAUGAGUCAGAAAAACAAAAAAAAGCGCCAUGUUUUGGAUCAUAAACCUGUGAGUUAAAAUGAAAAAAAGGAAUGUUGUUUGUUGUUGCUGUGAGUGAAUCGUUACAUCAUCUGUACACUCCAUAUGAAGUUAAAUCAGAUCGUGUGCUCACUGUGACACUUUUACAGUCUCCAGAGACGAGUGAACAAGAAAUACGAGUAUUGCUUUAGCACCUUUCACUUCAGUGCUGGACUACAAACACACACAUAAUAACUCUAUUUAUACACAGAGGUGAAAUGUGUUUAGUUUUGUUACGUAUAAAUCUCCUCAUAACCCUAACCUGAGUUAUUCUGAGCAGUGUUGUGUAAGAAUGGGUAUCAAAACAAAACUGAUAACAGUGCCUCAUUGGUCAAUAUUGCAGAAGACGAAGAAUCAAUUAUUUUCAGGACAAACAAUACUUAUAUCGAUAUUUAUAUUACAUUUAUUCUAACUUUUCUAUAUAAUGGACAGAUAUCAGACAAUGCUAGCACAGACUAUUAACAUUUUCCCACUUCCACACCUCAGUUUUAUAGCCGAGCAGCGCUAAAUUGGGCUAAAUUUGGCCAAAACAACUUUAAAUUAAGUUUUAAAUAAGAAAAAUGUAAUCAAAUUAAAUUCACUAGCACAACACACCAUUAUUGUAAUGUAGUGCAGCAUGUUUGCCUACUUUAGCAGUGCUGCCAUUUAGCAGAGCGGUCAUUUAGCAGAGCUAACGUUUAGCAGAGCUAGUGUUUAGCAACGCUGGCGUUUGGCAAUACUAGCGUUUAGCAGAGAUGUUGUUUGGCAAAGCUAGUGUUUAGCAGAGAUGGCGUUUAGCAAUGCUAGCAUUUAGCAAGGUAGUGUUUAGCAGAGCUGGGGCUCAGCAAAAAUAGUACUGAACAAAGAUAUUGCUUAACAGGGCUAGCACUUUGUAAAGCUAACUUUGCUGCUGAUGGCAUUACUCGGGACAAUUCUGCCGUCUCAUAGUGAGGUAAGAUGUACAUUCUUAAUUUCUGUGUCCUCCGCACCAAAUAUAUAGAAAAGUAUUAAUAAAGAGUAUCAUUAUUGAUUAGAAGUAUCAGUGAUAAAGUCCUGAUGAUACCCAUGCCUAGUUGUUUGGUGUGAAAACAAAUGGAUUCUAAAGGAAUGUAAAGCUGUUGAUUUGCACUGUUUAGCCAAAAGAGCUAAAUAGAAAAAAAAAUAUGCAGUAGUGAACUGUUUAUGACAGUUAGUCCUCUUUGUCUCACCUAAGCCUAUUCAAACCCUGCCUGUUUUUUUUAAAGCAAAAAUUAAUAAAUACAUUUUACUUUUUGUUUUUCAACUUUGCCCUUAAUAUUUUAUGACAAUAUCUAGUUUCCUAAACCACUUGUUCUGAUUUAUUGACGCUGUAAACAAGAUUUACGGUGAGACCAGAGUUGUAUGGAUGAUAAGUGCUGUAUCUGUAUGAGAACAAAUGUUCUCGCUGUAUUUUACGUGCAAAGUAUUGAUGGUCCACAAAAGGAGACAAAGAUUAAACUGAUUUCGUUUACUUUGCCACUGCGUCACAUCCACACGUGUUGUAACCAAUGAUCAAGAUGCAGACAUCAACAUUGAUGAAGUGUUUUUGUCACGAAUGCUGGAUUUUUAUCGGUUAUUGGAGACUUUUUCCUCUUGUGAAUUACACCAUACGCCCCAUAGAUUUCAGAUAUUUUUUUAUUUUAAGUUACAGCAUUUUAAUGUGUCGUCAAAUUGUCAUUCCACCACAAUGGAUAUUCUUAGUAUAUACAUUUUUGAUGUCAGAUUAAAUGUAUUCAAAAAAUUGUUAAUUGUAAAUAAAAUAUUGACUGUUUAUCCA
Messenger RNA from Solea solea (common sole), 7206 nucleotides. It is a transcript of the gene slka, whose product is annotated as STE20-like kinase a. The coding region runs from base 470 to 4156 and encodes 1228 amino acids. NCBI's taxonomy places the organism in Eukaryota, Metazoa, Chordata, Actinopteri, Pleuronectiformes, Soleidae. Gene Ontology annotation, molecular function: ATP binding; protein serine/threonine kinase activity. The transcript has 20 exons. Gene Ontology annotation, biological process: protein phosphorylation. The record is from RefSeq and is a predicted model, not a curated record.